Molecule: messenger RNA, 20735 nt
Organism: Lymnaea stagnalis (great pond snail)
Lineage: Eukaryota; Metazoa; Mollusca; Gastropoda; Lymnaeidae
Source: the annotation of a GenBank genome assembly
UGAGCAUCGAAAAUGGCGGCCUAUCUAUGUUUGUGAACAAGGAAGUACCGUAUUGUACCAUAACGAUAUAUAUUCUUUCUUGAGUAUGGGAAACACAACUGUUGUAGCCAGUGGUGUAAAAAAUCAAGGGGAUGCUGAUGCUAGUAAGCUUUAUCGCCUUGUUGGUUUGAAAGGUGGGGGAGAGCUUGUAGAUUUAACAAAAGUAGCGAGGUGGACCAAAAAUUUUACUGGUAAGUGCAGUAGGUCAGUAAGUACUUUAAACUAAGUACUAAAUAAAAGAUAUAGAAGUACUACUACUAAAGAGUAAAGUCACUAAAAUAGUUAGUUAGUAGGGCUUAUUAGUCUAAGUAAUAGAAACACAGUAGUUAAGUAGAAUGUGUCCUAAAAAAAAAUUAAGUUUAGUUUAGUCAUUUAUUUGUAUUUAAUUAAUAAUUAAUAUAAAUGUAAUAUUAAUAAUAAAUUUAAUAAUAUACAUUUGAGAAUGAGAUGAAUUUAUAUUUGCAAUAAUCAAUAUUUCUUAAUUAUAAGCUAACUUAAAGUUAGUCAUUUAAACUUAAGCGACUAAAAAAAAACAUUUUAAAUUGAAAUGCUUUUUUAGUCGCUUAAACUUAACUUUUAAGUAUUAAAUCAAAGUUCAAGAUAGCAAUGCAUACAGUUACCUGGAAUUUAAAUGUAUUUACCAGAAUGUUGGCCAGAUCAUCGAUAUUUACCUUGUUAUAUCAUUUAUUAUAAUCAAUUAAUGGCACAUGAAAACCAGGAAUAAGCUUAUAUUUAACUGAUGGUUUAUGAUUAAUUAAUUACACCUACAGUGAUAAUCAAAAGACAUGAUCAAAUCAACAAAAUUAAUAGUUUAAGUUUCUUAACUAUGUCUUUCUUUUUAGAUCUGGAUGAGAGAAUAAAAAGAGAUGUAAAACCAUUUUUAUAUAAUGGAGGUGAAGGGAAAUAUAUUCCCAUUGUGGACCUUGUUAAAAUCAGAAACAAAGAUAGGCAAAAGAGUGGCAUCAAAGCAAGCAAAAACAAGCAGAAAUCAGCCCAAGAUCAGGCCAGAAUAGAUAACAUCAUGCAGAUGGAGCAUGAUCAAAUUGAUGGUAUUUUAUCAAAACAAGGUGCCAUAAUUAAGUUUAACUUUUUUUUUUCCCCUGAAAAACUCUUUUUUAGGUGGGGAUUAAUUCUUGUCACUUUCUAUGUAUAUUUUAUUUUUAGGAUGGAAACAAAAUCAUUACUUAAUUUAUAAUAUAAAUAAUUGAUCUGUGCAUGCUACCUUAUCAAUUUAACUGUUGAUUAGAAUUUGAAUUUUCUUCUGCUGUGUUUUUGACAGAAUCUAUCAGGAGCAUAGUUAUUUUAUUGGAUGCAUUUGUUAUCAUCACUACUACCUUCUAUGUUCUGAAAAAGCAAACAAAAAUAGUGCUAGGUGUUUGACCAUAGUAAAGUAAACAAGUGUAGUUAGUCAUUCUUUGAAUAUUUCAGAUCAUAAAUCUCGUUUCCAAUGCUGGGAUUUAGACAAGAGAGGUACAGUGGGGGAGACAAUUCUUCACCUCUGUCUGCUCAAUGCCACACAAAUUCAUGCUGAUCUGGCAAAGAGGCUACUCAUGUUCUUUCCAAAAAUGAUAAAUGAUAUUUAUGUUGGAGAAGAAUACUAUGGUAUUAAAUAUUUGUUCUUCUCAAGUUACAUUUAAAAUUUACUCAUUUAUAGGAAACUUAACUUUGAAAAAAAAAAUUAACAAUCUAUAAGAAAACCAAGAGUUUUUUUAUUGAGAAUAGCAAUUUAUUAGGGUGCAUAUCUAUCAACUUGUCAUGGCAAUGUUAAUGUGAUUACCAAGGCUAAUAAAAAGAAUCAGUUCAUUAUACCAGGAAUGAUACAAUACCCUUACAGUUACAGCCACAAUUUAUAACAAUAAUCUUUAGUUGUCCCAGACAAUGACAUGAACAAACCUGAACUGAAUCUUAAUAAAUCUUAUCUCCAUUCAUGAUAUCAGAGCAAACAGAGAGCAAAGUUUUAGUAAAUUAUAAACAUUUCAAGGAUCUUUAUUCAAGCCUUAAGCAAAUUUUCCUAAUCAAGCUUUACUUAUGAUGUAGUUAGAAAUGAGAUUUAUUGCACACUUGAACAGGGGAGAACAUCCUGCACAUUGCAAUUGUGAAUGAGGACCCUGCCAUGGUGAAAUUUCUUCUAGAUAAGGGUGUUGACUUCGAGGCUAGAGUUUGUGGGAAUUUCUUCACACCUGACGACCAAAAGGGUUCAAGGACAGAUUCUUUGGAUCAUGAAUGGGUCAAUGUUUGCACUGAAACUAAUUAUGAAGGGUAAGAUUUUUUAUAUUUCACUACAAGAUUAUAUUAAUUUUUUAACUACCAGAAGCAGUGUACUCAAAUUUCAUUCAGUGUAUGUUUGUGUUGUCAAACAGGUCUUUAUAUUUUGUUCAGAGACAUAGUCACAUUAGCUCUUGGCAGCUCACAGUCAAACUGACAUAACUUGAAUGAUCAUUUUUAUCAAACAGAAACAAUCAAGGCAAAAAUUCCUUGUCACAGACUCUCCUUAACCCAACAGACUGAAUGCCUACUUUUUCCUCCUUGAAAUGAAAACCUUAAUAUGUUUUCAAAAGAUAUUUCCAUCCCUCACAAUUUGAUGAUGAUUUAGACUUCACAGGAUGAAAUGUCAAGGCCAAGGAUUUUUCUUUAGGAGGAAUAUAUAUAUAUAUAUAAGCUGGCUCCCUAGGCAGCAAAUCUCCUCUCUCCACACCUCUAGUGAACCCAAGGGAACAUUGAGUGUGGUUGGUAAAGCUUGGCACCAGUGACAUCUCAGGAGUUGCAGGAAAUUUUAUUGAGUUAAUUAUCUUUCCACCUACAGGAUUCCAUCUCAGGCUUUGAAUUCAGAGUUUUCCUUCUCUUAAAGGCAUUCACAUCCAAGGUUGAGUCCCAUCUACCCAGGGUGCUGGUGAUGUUUUAUUGCUUGAUGAGGCUGUUGCUGGGGACUGAACUCCAGUCCACAAGCUUAGAAUUGACGCAAUUGUCAAAAUAUAUAUGUUGAGAUAUUACCACUUUCAGGGCUCAUCAUGAUGUUACCUUAUACUUUUGUUGUUAAUGUUCCCUUGUCUAAAAUUAAUUAUGUUGCAGUAGUGUGAUAGUGAUGAACCUGUCUUCUUUGGUAUCACAUCUCAUUGAUACACUCUGUGAUCAAGGCUAAUGUAGAUAAAUGAAAAAUGAAAGGGUUUAAUUAAUUUUAAAUAUUUCACUCAAAAGUGUUUACAAAAGGGAAAUAAUUUACUGAAUACCAUGCUAAAGGCUUACUGAUAACUGAACUCUUUCUAAUUAGAUUUUAGAACUAUGAUAUCUAAAGAGUCCGCUAAAUUUUGACUCUGUUGAGAGAUUUGCUGACAUUUUUAAUUUGAUCCUAUAUGUAAAUAGUGUAUUUCUGAUGCCCUCACAGAAAUGUCUACUGGGGAGAUUAUCCCCUGAGUUUUGCUGCCUGUCUCAAUCAAGAGGAAUGUGUCAGAUUGUUGCUGGCCAAGGGAGCCAACCCAAACUUGCAGGAUCUUAAUGGUAACACUGUGCUGCAUAUGCUGGUCAUUUAUGACAAUAUGGUGAGUUUUAAACCAGUUUAUGAAGUAGGAGACAUUGCAGAAACAUUGAAAGUAGAAAUUAAAGGAUUAAAUACACAAAUAAAAUGGUUUCCAUUGCCUUACAUACCCUGUGGAAUAUUGGUUGUCUAGCUCCAAUUGUUUACUUUACUAUGUUAAAAAACAUUGCAUUAUUUGUUUAUUUAUUUUUUCAAACUGAUUUUAAUAUUUGUAUUGUUUGUUAAUUCUUCACUGGCAUUUUUUUAAGAACUUGUUUCUGCAUAUCCUGUUCAUUGAAUAUUUAAUAUUCAUUUAAUCUAUUUUCACAUCUUGGAAGUGUUCAAAAUUUAUUUGCAGCCCAUUGCAAGUAUUUUAAUAUUUUUCUUUUUUUUUUUGUCGAAUGCUCUGGUUGUUCUAAACGACAUUUUUCUUUCAGCCAAUGUUUGACUUACUUCACAGCCAAGGGGCUCGAUUGGAUAUAAAGAAUAGACAAAAUUUAACCCCCCUUAGUCUGGCUGCAAAGCUUGCAAGAAAGGAUGUAAGUUCUCAAGGAAAAUAAAAUCAGCACAAUAUAAUAUAUCUUCUGUUCUUAAAUUUAUUUUCAAAUUUUAUGUCAUUGGUCAUUUAUUUAAAUUUAUAUACUGAAGUUUAACAAACACAAAACUCCCUCAUGAAAGUUAUGAUAAAAACUAAACGCUUCCUAGUUAUGACAAAAAAUAAAUGCCCCCAAGUUAUGAGACAGUUUUGUAUUAGAAAAAAAUUGUUGUUAUUUUAUUUGACCAGCAUGUAAUGCCCAAGGUAUUUAAAUGAAAGUGUGAGGUAGUGCAAGAUAUAAUUAUUUUAUUUGACCAACAUGUAAUGCCCAGGCUAUUAAAAUAACAGUGUGAGAUAGUGCAAGAUAUAAUUAUUUAAUGUCUAUUCAUUUCUGUGUUGCAGAUGUAUGAACACAUUUUGGAAAUUGUUAGAGAAGUUUACUGGCUUUAUGGUAAUGUUACUUCUGCUGGAUAUCCCUUAAAUGAUGUGGAUACAAUAUCCAGGACAGGAGAAAUUAAUAUGGAUUCUGCGCUUCACCUGAUUGUCAAAGGGGUAUUUCCUCUUGAAAAUUUGUGUAUAAUUUUUUCUUUAGAAAAAGAAUUUGUUUCAUAAUUUUGUAUUCAAUUGAAGGAACAUUUAUGGAGGGACUUAUAAGACUUCAGGAAUAGUCAAAGUAACAACCAGCCUAUAAAUAAACUGUGUGGUGGGAAUGAUGUGCCAGACAACUUAAGAGAGAUUAGAACUAUUUUUGUAGCCUUGCUCACUUCGGAUCUUCACAUUUCAGAACCUGGAAGGCCACCUGGAUAUGAUGGAUGGCUUGAUUGUAAAACUCUUGCAGGAAAAGUGGAGAACUUUUGUGGCUUUCAGGUACAGUUAUAAAUGUCUUAUACUGACUGCAUAACUAAAAAGUAUUACAUCAUUGGUUCCAUAUAGACAUAUAUGCCCUUUAAUGCGAGUUUUAUAAUUCAGGGGAUUUUAUAAAUUGCAGAGCUUAUCUCAAUUAUUGUAGGCCUUAUCUUGGAAGGAAAUUCAGUUACUAGGACUUUAAAUUAUGAGCAGCGCGCCACAGCACCAGUCCAUUACUUUUUACAGCUUUCAAGUUUAUGAAAUGUGCAUGUUCGUUUAUCCAGUUGUUUAAAAUUUCCCUUGAAAAUAUGCUCAAAGUCAAAGAGACAAAUUACAAUGAAACAUUUGAAAUUUAAAACCAAAUGAGGAUGAAGUGUAUGCACAAUUAUAUUAGUAAGAUUGUGUGAAAUUACAGCAAUGGAAAUUACAAGCUUUACUAAAUGUUUGAAACACCCCCCCCCCCCCCCCCCCUUAUCCUGUUCAUUUGUUAUUUCCUGUGUUUCGUCACGGCAUUUGCUCUCCGACCUGGUGAGAACCCAUGCCUGUCUACUAAGAACACAACUAAUCCCCGCAGCUUCUGUAACAACUCUGGGUCCAAUAGAUUUGAUGAUCCCUGUUACCUCCUUGUGCCAUUUAGGACAGAAGACAUUGUAAGUUGAGGGCAAGUCAAAGAAGAAGAAAAGAAGAUUAUUAAAAAUUAAUUUGUUUUUGAUGAUACUUCGACUUGUAAAUUAAAACAUUAAUACUAUGGUUUGUUUUCCCAUCGCAGGCGCGGAUGGUUCUAGAAGUGAUUGUGUUAAUCUCUGCCAUAAUUUACAUCUUCUUGGCCAUGAAGGAGAUCUACCACCAGGGAUUCAAGGUUUUUUUCUCCACACUGGUAGGUCAUGACGUAUACAACAACCUUAACCAUGAUGCACUGGUAGGUCAUGACGUAUACAACAAUCUUUAGCCUUGAUACUCUGGUAGGUCAUGAUGUAUACAACACUCUUUAGCCAUGAUACACUGGUAGGUCAUGACGUAUACAACAAUCUUUAGCCCUGAUACACUGGUAGGUCAUGACGUAUACAACAAUCUUUAGCUAUGAUACACUGGUAGGUCAUGACAUAUACAACAAUCUUUAGCCAUGAUACUUUGGUAGGUCAUGACGUAUACAACAAUCUUUAGCUAUGAUACACUGGUAGGUCAUGAAAAUAUACAGCAAUCUUACACAUAACAAACUGAUGGGUCAUGAUAUACAAUGAUAAUACAACAAUACAUAAUUAAAUAAUCAUUGGUGACAAGAUUAAUAAAAACAAUUUUUGUUUAAUUUUCAAGCUUGACUAGAAUGUAAAAGAGCAAAGGUGAGAGUAAGAGAUUGCUCUUACUUUAGAAAGUAAAAGAGCAAAGCUAAGAGUAAGAGAUUGCUAUUACUUUUGAAAGUAACAUACCAAAGAUAGGAGUAAGAGAUUACUCUUACUUUAGGAAGUAACAUACCAAACAUAAGAGUAAGAGAUUGCUCUUACUUUAGAAAGUAACAUACCAGAGCUAAGAGUGAGAGAUCACUCUUACUUUAGAAAGUAACAUACCAAAGAUAAGAGUAAGAGAUUGCUCUUACUUUAGAAAGUAACAUACCAAAGAUAAGAGUAAGAGAUUGCUCUUACUUUAGAAAGUAACAUACCAAAGAUAAGAGUAAGAGAUUGCUCUUACUAUAGAAAGUAACAUACCAAAGAUAAGAGUAAGAGAAUGCUCUUACUUUAGAAAGUAACAUACCAAAGAUAAGAGUGAAAGAUUGCUCUUACUUUAGAAAGUAACAUACCAAAGAUAAGAGUAAGAGAUUGCUCUUACUUUAGAAAGUAACAUACCAAAGAUAAGAGUGAAAGAUUGCUCUUACUUUAGAAAGUAACAUACCAAAGAUAAGAGUAAGAGAUUGCUCUUACUUUAGAAAGUAACAUACCAAAGAUAAGAGUGAAAGAUUGCUCUUACUUUAGAAAGUAACAUACCAAAGAUAAGAGUGAAAGAUUGCUCUUACUUUAGAAAGUAACAUACCAAAGAUAAGAGUGAAAGAUUGCUCUUACUUUAGAAAGUAACAUACCAAAGAUAAGAGUGAAAGAUUGCUCUUACUUUAGAAAGUAACAUACCAAAGAUAAGAGUGAAAGAUUGCUCUUACUUUAGAAAGUAACAUACCAAAGAUAAGAGUGAAAGAUUGCUCUUACUUUAGAAAGUAACAUACCAAAGAUAAGAGUGAAAGAUUGCUCUUACUUUAGAAAGUAACAUACCAAAGAUAAGAGUGAAAGAUUGCUCUUACUUUAGAAAGUAACAUACCAAAGAUAAGAGUGAAAGAUUGCUCUUACUUUAGAAAGUAACAUACCAAAGAUAAGAGUGAAAGAUUGCUCUUACUUUAGAAAGUAACAUACCAAAGAUAAGAGUGAAAGAUUGCUCUUACUUUAGAAAGUAACAUACCAAAGAUAAGAGUGAAAGAUUGCUCUUACUUUAGAAAGUAACAUACCAAAGAUAAGAGUGAAAGAUUGCUCUUACUUUAGAAAGUAACAUACCAAAGAUAAGAGUGAAAGAUUGCUCUUACUUUAGAAAGUAACAUACCAAAGAUAAGAGUGAAAGAUUGCUCUUACUUUAGAAAGUAACAUACCAAAGAUAAGAGUGAAAGAUUGCUCUUACUUUAGAAAGUAACAUACCAAAGAUAAGAGUGAAAGAUUGCUCUUACUUUAUAAAGUAACAUACCAAAGAUAAGAGUGAAAGAUUGCUCUUACUUUAUAAAGUAACAUACCAAAGAUAAGAGUGAAAGAUUGCUCUUACUUUAGAAAGUAACAUACCAAAGAUAAGAGUAAGAUAUUGCUCUUACUUUAGAAAGUAACAUACCAAAGAUAAGAGUAAGAGAUUGCUCUUACUUUAGAAAGUAGCAUACCAAAGAUAAGAGUAAGGGAUUGCUCUUACUUUAGAAAGUAACACCAAAGAUAAGAGUUACAGAUUGCUCUUACUAUAGAAAGUAACAUACCAAAGAUAAGAGUAAGAGAUUGCUCUUACUUUAGAAAGUAACAUACCAAAGAUAAGAGUAAGAGAUUGCUCUUAGUUUAGAAAGUAACAUACCAAAGAUAAGAGUGAAAGAUUGCUCUUACUUUAGAAAGUAACAUACCAAGAUAAGAGUGAAAGAUUGCUCUUACUUUAGAAAGUAACAUACCAAAGAUAAGAGUGAAAGAUUGCUCUUACUUUAGAAAGUAACAUACCAAAGAUAAGAGUAAAAGAUUGCUCUUUCUUUAGAAAGUACCAUACCAAAGAUAAGAGUGAAAGAUUGCUCUUACUUUAGAAAGUAACAUACCAAAGAUAAGAGUAAAAGAUUGCUCUUACUUUAGAAAGUAACAUACCAAAGAUAAGAGUGAAAGAUUGCUCUUACUUUAGAAAGUAACAUACCAAAGAUAAGAGUGAAAGAUUGCUCUUACUUUAGAAAGUAACAUACCAAAGAUAAGAGUGAAAGAUUGCUCUUACUUUAGAAAGUAACAUACCAAAGAUAAGAGUGAAAGAUUGCUCUUACUUUAGAAAGUAACAUACCAUAGAUAAGAGUGAAAGAUUGCUCUUACUUUAGAAAGUAACAUACCAAAGAUAAGAGUAAAAGAUUGCUCUUAAUUUGCUCACACAAAAAAUAUAUUUCAAUAGGUUUAUGUUUUGUAAUUUUUGUUUGUUUCUCAGACUGGGGCCCCAGCUAAAACUUUGUUCCUGAUGUCUUGUAUUUUUGUCAUCAUCAUGCUGCCUGGCCGAGCUGCCUGCGCCCACCAGUUUGAGGAUGUCAUUGGAGUUUUGGCUGUUCUAUGCACGUCCCCGUACUUCCUCUUCUUUUGUCGGUGAGCAACUUUUCUUAAUGUGUGAUUUAUUUGUUUUGAAUUAAAAGCCUGAACACCCACCAGAUUGUCUCCUCUUUGGUCUUCAGAUUGUCUCCUCUUUGGUCUUCAGAUUGUCUCCUCUUUGGUCUUCAGAUUGUCUCCUCUUUGAUAUUUAGAUUGUCUCCUCUUUGAUCUUUAGAUUGUCUUCUCCUUAGUCUUCAGAUUGUCUCUCCUCAUUUGGUCUUCAGAUUGUCUCCUUUUUUAUCUUUAGUUGUCUCCUCAUUUGGUCAUCAGAUUCUCUCCUCUUUGAUCUUUAAAUUGUCUUCUCUUUGGUCUUCAGAUUGUCUCCUCUUUGAUCUUUAGAUUGUCUUCUCUUUGGUCUCAGAUUGUCUCCUCAUUUGGUCUUCAGAUUGUCUUCUCUUUGUUUUUUUCUUUUUGAUGAAAUAAAUUUUUAGACAACAUUUUUAUUUGGAGUCAGUUUCAGCUCAAAUAGAUAACAUGUUAAAGCUACAAAUUUUUUUUUUUUUUUUUAUACUCAUUUUUAUGGGGUAAUUACGCUUUUUUAUUUUUNAACAAUAUCUAUGUCUGAAAAUGUUAACAAAAGUUUAACCUCCUCCCCAGUGGUUUUCGUAUUGUUGGCCCAUCAGUUGUCAUGAUUUACAACAUGAUCCGUAAAGACUUGUUUCAAUUCUUUAUCAUCUAUGUGGUUUUUAUCAUUGGAUUCUCACAAGGUAACAUCUCUUGAUUAGCUCAUUAGAUAUUAAUAAUUCAGCAGCCCUAGCCCUGAUAGAUUUUUAAUAUUGACAAAAUAUAAAAAUCUUUAUAAAUAAUGAAUCAAUAUUAAAUAAUACUGCAGUCUUUUAAAUUUUUUUUUUUUAAAUUUGUAACAAUUAUUUAUUUACCAACCAUUAAAGUGUUGAAUAACUUUCAUUUAAAAUCCACAGUAACAUUUGGGUACUUUUAGGUAAAAAAAAAAAAGAUAUCUCUGGAGUAUUUAAACCAAUGUGGCUAAAAUAUAGAAUAAAUCAUGUGAGAGGAAUAACAUUCAACAGUCCCCUCACUGAGUAGCCCUUGCAACCAGCAAGAUGUCCUCGUCUAAAUGGUCUAAACUGUCUCAAACCAAAUAGCCGGUGGGCCGGAGUUCAAUCCCCAUCAAAGCCAACAUCCCAAGCACCCCGGGUGGAUGGGGCUCGUUAGCCUUGGACGGCAACCCAUCUAAGAGAAGGCAAACUCUGAAUUAAAACCGGGAGCCAUAAUGAUCAACAAAUUGAUUGUGGGCCCCUCAAAUAUAAGAAGAAGAAAACCAGGCACAGAAACAUUGCAAAUCCCCCUCUACAUGCAGAGAAGCCAGAAUGAUCAAUAAAUUGAUUGUGGGCCCUUAUAUAUAGGAGAAGAACAAUUAAGCCAGCAUGAUGAUUAGUCUUAUUAACCCUUAAGGGAUAGCAAAAAUUAAAUUUGCGCAUAUUAUUUAUAAAGUUAUUAUGCUUGAGAUGAUUAGUUGUUUAAUUAUUUUUUUUUAACGUUAUUUGUUUGUGAUACAAAACAAAUUUAUGAUUUUGGAUGUGAAAAGUUUAUCUUUUCAAAUUUUCUGUACAGCAUUUUCAUGAAAUAUGGCAUUUUAAAUAAAUGAAUGGCCUUCCUUUGCCUCGCUUGUGUUCAGUUCUGACAUAGGGCUACACUGUUGCAUCUAAAUGCAUGUUUACCAAUAGCAAAAUGGACUUCUCUAUUUCUCAAGCAUGCAUCUUUUUUAAAAUAAUCUGAUGUAUUUCAGCCAUGUUUCUGUUAAAUAAGGAAGUUGAAGACAGUGCAUUCAGAAGCCCAGAGGAUGCAGUCAUGGCAAUGAUUGUUAUGUCCCUUGGACAGUUUGCAGAUUUUUACAGCACGUUUGAGUCAACUCCUGCCCCAGGCCUUGCUAAAGUAGGCCAGCCAAAGAAUAGUGGAUUUUUUUUUCUUUUGUUGUUUUGAUGUUAUUCUCUUUUGCUUUGUUAAUCUCUCAUGGGUUUGAGCAUUUGUUGCAUCAACAAAUCUAUCAAAUCUGCUUAGUCACUUUUAAUGUACACCCUCACUCGGCUUUCAAUUUUUCCAAAACUGUGCUAGUUUUGCUAGUUACUUUAUAUAUUUUUUAUAUAUUUUGUUAAUGAUGUUUAAACUGGGUGCUGUAGUUAGUUCAUUUAUUUGUGUAGAAGAUGGUUAGAUCUGUGUGAAAUCAGUGGCCUAGCUAGGGUUAGUGCCGCCCAAGGUGUGUCAAGUUGUGCCUCCCGCUUCCACAAAAAAAAAACUCAAAAGCUUGGCUUACCCUCCAUAUAAAGAAAAAAAUUGCCACUGAGGUUUGCCAGCCCCCCUCCCCUCCCCUUACUUUCUAUGCCACUGUGUAGAAGAUGUUUAGACACAAACUCUAGGUGUAAAGAAGCGAGGUAAAGCUUAGAAAAGCAUAGAAAUAAUGUCAAAGUUAAAAGAUAAAAAUAACAUUACCCUUUUCUUGCAUUGGCCUCCGUGCCUUCUCAUAGGCAAACGUUUGUACAUUUAUAAGUGUCGGCCAGAAGCAUCCUUGGCAGUGCCUUCUCCAGACCUACAGUUUGUGUCAUUUUUUCGCCUCCUUAAUAAUAAUUUUUAGUCAGCGAUCUAUAUUUUCUUAUUCUUUAGUCACUGUUCUCCUUGAGCACACUGUAAAAUCUCUGCACAUUUUUCAGUGUGCUGAACUAUUUGUUCUAGAUGUGUACUGGGUUUGUGGUUGUAUUAUAUUAAUAUCCUUAUUGUGUUAUUGCCAAAUGACAACCAUAUAUUUUCAGCAUUGUUUCCAAGUUACUUAUGAAAAUUAUCAAGCAUCCUAAAUCAUUCAUUGUUUUGCACUCUGUCUAGUUGAACCUUGACAAUAUUUAAUGCACACCAAUCAACUGCCCAACCCAAAGCAAUGUCAUCUUACUCACAGAUUUAGUAUCUGGUCACCUUUACACAAAGCUUCUUGAAAUAUUUUUCUGUUUUAAUUUUAGAAGUACAUUUGUCAGAAGAAUUAGACAAUUUCUACAAAUAUAAUUUUGGGGAUUUUAAUCCAUUUUGAUGAAAUGAGUUUUGAUUAAAAUUCUAUUACAAAGGAUUUCGACGUUCCUAGUGAUAGAGUUGGACAAGUGGGCGCAUGCCUUCCCCCCCACCACCCACCCCCAAUACUUUUUUACUGCUAGAAAAUAAAGAUAUAGAGGAGACAUCCAAGAAUUAAACAACCUGUAGCUGAUGGUGCCAGAUGGUAAUUUUUACAUGGAUUCUACUCUCCCGUGAUUUAAGGCAACUGUUAAAAUAUUUCAAAUUAAAGCUGAACAGUUCAAUUGGAAUUGAACGUUUAGUAUUGCAUUAAUAAGUAGAGUAUGUUGUUUGUUUUCCUUCCCAGCUGUUCAUAUUCCCUUCCAUACACUGGAAUACGUGGACCAUAGCCAAUGCAAAUGCAAUAAAACGGAACUUGUGUUUAAAAACCCUCUUGAAGCAAUUCUCGCCAUGUUUUCAAUGUCUGUUGGUGAUUUUGAUGAUCUGUCCUCAAAUUUUAACUGUUUGAAUUCUCCAUUUAAAGGACUUAUAAAAGUGAGUGACAAUACAAUUGAUUUACAAUAAAUCUAGUAAUGUACUAGUAAUAAAAAGCCCAAUAUUUAUAGUCUAUCACUAAUUGAUGCUAUAGUGUUUUAUCAAUAAAUAGCUGUAGAAUCAUGGAGGAAUUUAUUUAAUGUUCUGCCUAUUUAUCAAAGAAACAUAAUGUACAGUUAAUCUGGGCUCUCAUUUAUAAAUCCACUAUGUGUAUACAAUUUAAAUACUUUAAUUUAGACUGCCCUGAUUAUUUUUAUGUGCUCUACAGCCCUAAUAAGGCUCUGGUCUGCUGUGCCUCAAAAAUUUACUUUGAGAUAUUAGAAUGCAGUUUUUCCCUGUCCUGUUAUAUAUUUCUUAUAUCAACUAAUUAUGGCUUCAACAUUUGUGUUUAAGUUGCUGAAAAUUUGUUUGUGAUGUAAUUAUCUUUUCAUGAUUUAACCCAUUUCUUUAAAUUAGACCAAAUAACUUAAAUAAAUGCCCUGUCUUUGGCUUGUUGACAGAUUGAAGGUAAACUCGCGGCUCAUGCUUGCUUCAAUCAGCCAACCAUAGCAGUCAAUGCUCAGAUUAUGUCUAGGUUUUUUUGUUUUUUAUCAAACUACUUGGAGGCUUAUUCAUUCAUUAAGAAAUGUGCCACCUGGUUGAAGAAUCAUCAGUACCUUUAGGUGGUAUAGAGACCAUAGAACACAGGAUCCCCCCCCCCUUCCAAUACAUCACUGCUUUCUAUUUAUAUUGUAAAUAACUAGGAUAAGUAUAGUUCCAUGCUCAACUGAUUUUUUGUAAUAUACUACAGGCAUUUGUUAGUGAUUUUUAAAAAUUGUUCUGAGUAGUUAUAUUCUCUACUUAUCAACGAAUAUCCAACAAAAUGAAUAUCCAGGCAAAAUGAAUAUCCAGGGAAGUGAGCGUGUAAAAAAUUGUGUUGUACUGUACUAGCCAAGAAUUUUUUUACUGAUAUAAAUUUAACUUAUCCUGAGAAAAAAUAUGGGGGUCACUGCCCAUCAAUUAAAGUGUAUCUGGUUAGGAAAUAAGUAAUUAGAGUAAGUCCCUGGGUUCUAAUUUGUACCAAAAAAAAUGUUCAUGUUUAUUUUAUGUAAUUUUUAAAAUAAAAAUUAACAUUAUCUCGUGACAAAUUAUCUUGCACCUAGCCAUUGGCAACAUUGCAGUUUAAUUUAAUAAUAAUCCUAAUGAUCUUUAGUUUGCUAUAUUAUCGAUCUAAAAAUUGACUAACAUGAUUGGGUUUUUUAAAUCUCUAUCUCAGCUUCUUAAAAUUUUGCACCAUUUCUAAAAAAAAAUAAAGAUAAACAGAUAAUUUUAGUUAGGGAUUUUGAUUGCAGAAACUUAUUAUUUCCCUAAUUUUAAUUCUUUAAACUCUUUUAGAUGAAUUUAAAUAGAUUUUUUUUUAACACCCCCACCCCUCCCUUUUUCCCGCCAAUUUUUUUAAAGAUUUAUUCUUCUUGAUAGGGGAUAAAUGUCCACUUAAGCUAUGAAAAAGUUUUCUCUAAUUAAUAUUAAGAGGAUAAAAACUAUUUCUCAGAAAAAAUAUAUUUAUCAUGAAUGAUAUUGACUUAAUAAAAGUAUUUCUCAUGAACGAGUAUAACAGGCCAAAACUAUUACUCAGAAACCAUACAUUUCACAGAAAUUAUAUUGAGCUAAUAAAAGUAUUUCUCAUAAAUGAUCUUGAGUUAAUAAAAAUACUUCUUAUGAAUGAUAUUUGAGAGGUUUCCAUUUUAGGUGAUCUUUGUUGUGUACAUGAUCAUGGUCACCCUUCUACUGGUCAACAUGUUGAUUGCUAUGAUGGGCCGGACCUACGAGGAAGUGACGAACACACAAAAGGAAUGGUUUAGACAGGUCAGGUAGCCAGUGACGUAUUUGUCGUAAAGUUGGGAUAUCGACCUAGAAAUUAACCCCACAAUACAGUGACUAUGAUCAUUUCAAAGAAGACAUUUCGAAGACAUUGAACUCAAUUUUAACUUUUAAGUUGCUCUUAAAUUUGAAGAAGUUUUGGAAUUUCCACAAGGUUUUCAAAUUAAAUAUUUCAUGAUUAUUGUAAUACUUGUGCACAUGUCAAUGUUGGCAGUGCAUAAUAAUGGGUUUAUUUUAUGUGAUUGUCUUUACAGUGGGCCAACAUUGUGCUGGUUGUGGAACAAACUGUCACGACAGAGUGUCGAAGAGAACAGAUGAUCAAGUACUCGGUACCGUUUGGUGACAAUGAAAGAGCACUAAUGAUUCGCUGGCACCAAACGGUGAGUUACAGAGUCAGUCCUGGGGAAUGUCUACAUAGUAUUUUUUUUAGUUAAAAAUCAGGAAGCGGAAUGGAUGGUUGUUAGGGAUAGAGGCAGAAGUGACAGCAGGAUGUAUGAGAUAAGCACUGAUUUAUCUUAUUUUUUUUUACUGAGGACUUGGAAGCUUUUUUGUGUGUAAUUUGAGAAUCAUUGUUGGGGACAGCAUAGGGGGUUUAAAGUUACCUCAUCUUUAAAUAAAGGCUGAGGUGGUUUUUUUUGUGUUUUUUGGUGUUGUUUUGGUGUUUUUUUUUGUGUUUUUGGUGUUUUUUUGUGUUUUUGGUGUUUUUUGGUGUUUUGGUGUUUUUUGGUGUUUUUUUUUGUUUUUUGUGUUUUUAGUGUUUUGGUGUUUUUUUGUUGUUUUUUUUUGUUUACCCUGGUUCCUCCUCCUCCCCAUAAAUAACUCUGUUCCUGGUCUGCUCCGCAAUGUCACUGCCAGACUCAGGAAUAUUUUAUAGUAACCCUAUUUGAAAACAUCAAGCCAGCUCCAAUUUGAUGAUAAGAUUCAAAUCUUCACGUUUGUUAAGCCAGAGCCGCUAACUAGUCUGGUAGGGACAUAAAACUCACUUACUUUUAGGUUUCUAACAGAGUCUUGAAUUAAUUAAUGCAAUGAACUUUUGUUUUGACAGGAAAAAGAAAGAGAGGAGCUGAAGAUCAUCAGGAACAAGAACAAAAUUUCCCAGAAAGCCAUGGCCUCCCAAAAGGCCAAAGAGCGACGGUUGAGCAUCCGUAAGAUGACGCCCCAUGCUGAAAUUUCUAUCAGAAAUGCAGAGAACGGCCAUUUCAAUAUUUAACUUUAUGUUCAUUCAUUUUAAAAAAAAAAGCUAAAUUAAUGCCCACUUACGUUCAUUGGUCCAUUCAUAAACAGUUGAAGUAAUGUACACUCUGUUGAUGGAAGUUACAGUGUUACUGAAGUAUUAUUUUCCCCCAAAGUAAAUGAGCAACGAAUGGAGACAAUGUUUCUAAUAUAUAAAUAUAUCUUAUUUUCUGACUACUUUAUUCUACACUGUGUGUGAUGCAUGAAAUGUUUGGUCUUCUCCCUACCUCGUCUCCCUCAAUAUUUUUUAUUCAGCACAUUUUCUAACAAUUUAUUAUUAUUUUCACUCACAGUCACAGUAGAUCUUUAUUCCUUAUUACAGAUCAUGUUUCACUCUCAGUUCACAGUAGAUCUUUAUUCCUUGAAACAGAUCAUGUUUCACUCUCAAUUUACAUGAGAUCUUUAUUUCUUAAUAAAGAUUAUGUUACACUCUCAAGUACAAUUAAUUUGAUUCAUUAAUAGGUGGGGUGUGGGGCAGAAAGGAAGAUACAGAAGCUUAGAGACAUUUUUUUCAAUGCUAGUAAAUAUUCUGAACUAUCAACUAUGGAGUCAAUUGAAGGGUUCCAUAAUCAACAUUGCACUUUGCCACUAAAACCUGUCAUUCAAUUGAAAUUGUUCAAGUCCAUGGUCAAUCCUGCUUGUAUCAACACUUAUUACUUUUGUAUUCCUGAUUUUAUCAAAAUGAUUCAAGUAUUUUAACCAGGCAGCUAGAAAUUUGCCUGUAAAAAAUUUAAUCUUAAAACUAAAAAUUACACUUUUUGAUUAUAUUGUUUUAAUCUAGAAAGAAAACAAAUAAAAUAAGAACAUUUUUAUAACAUUUAAAAUAGGUGAACACAUGCCAUGGACUUGUAAUUACAUGUUGAAACAUUACUUCCCUUUUUUUUAAUUUUUCAAUGUUCAAUUAAUGGUUUCUUUCUUACUUUUCUUUUUUUUUCUAUUUUUUUUUCUAAAUAUUUUCAACUUGUGCAGAUUCACAUGUGAGUACUGGAUUUAAUAUUAUUAACCAUGUAAUACUUCCUGCCGUGUCAGAGGAUCUUCCCUGAAAAAUAGAAUACUGCCAAUGAUGAUACUUUAUUAUCAUAUAUUUAUUAAAAAACACUCUUCGUAACUAUAUAUAGAUAGCAUUUUAAAGUGGUUAUCUUAAUAAUUCAAUACUAAGCCAGGCUAUAAACUUGAUACGACAUUAAUGUACACAUAAAUCAGUGUCAUCCAAUGUAUAAAUCAAUAUUACACAUCAAUAAAUUUACAGAUGAAUCAAUGUACACUUAACAUAACUGCUAACUCACAAGUUCAAUUUAGAAUGACACAAAUUUUUUUUUAAAAAGUUUUACUAGUUGAUUCUUUACGUCAGCGGUUCUCAACCUGUGGGUCACGACCAUAGGAAAACACAUAUUUAUGAAGUAAUAAUGAAACUAAUUUUAUGGUUGGGGUCACAACAAGAUGAGGAACUAUAUUAAAGGGUCGCAGCAUUAGGAAGGUUGAGAACCACUGCUUUACUUACUUAAUUUUGUCUUGUAACCACUUUGAAAUAAAAGCUGUCCAAAUGCUGUUGAAAAAUUUCCUGUUCCAUAUCUGCCUAAGUUGCUCCACCCUAUCCCUAUCUGUACCAACUAUUUUCCUAUAAUGUGUUCACCUUCCUCCAGUGCCCAUAUACUUUGUUGUUGUACUUUUUGUGUCAUUGCACUUUUUGACCUCUGGCCAGAACAGUAAGAGCAGUGAAUGCCCUUGUUGUUUUCUAAGACCCACAACCAUUCUAAUAUGGACAACCCUUCCUAUCCUUGUCAUCAUGUCCAUGUUUCUUGUUCCAAAUUUUAUGUUGUCUUUUAAGGUCCAUGAAUAAUCUUGUCAUGUCUUGACACGUCACAAUAUUUAUUGCAUUAUGUUUCAAAUAAAUAUCACAGUUGUUUUUCACUUUAUAGCUUAGCUAUCACAGUUGUUUUCCACUUUACAGCUUAUCUUUCACAGUUGUCUUUCACUUUAUAGCUUACCUCUCAUCUACUAAAAAACCCCAUUUCAAAAUUAUUUGCUCAUUUUAAUAUCUCAAAUAUUUUUGUUGUUAAAGCUUUAUGUUUUUUAUUUGCAUGAAAUUAAGACUGUCAGUCUUGAUCUUUAUAAAGAAAACAUAUUCAUGUGAUUAUUCUGCUUAACCUUAUAUGUUUUUGUACUCAUGUCCCAGCAACUGUACAUCCCAAGCUUUAUUCAUUGAUGUAUUUCCAUUGGAUUUUUGUUACAUGUGAUUUAUAAAAUGUAAAACAUUAAGGAAUUCUUUAAUCAAUCAUUUUCAUUAAAAGAUAUAUUGGCAGAGAAAAAUAUAAUGGAAUAUUAUUAACUAGAAGUAACCCACCAAACAAUGGGAGAGGCAAUGCAUGAACUUGCCCAUCUACUCAAGCUACUUGACAAAAAAUGCAUUCAAGUAUCACACUUUAUAAGAAUCCCAAAUAGUGCUUACUUCUGUGAAAUUUAUUAUACUAAACUCAUUUCUAAUUUAUUUAUUAUAACUACUUACAAAUUAAAUAAUUUGUAAAUUUACAUAUAGGCCUAGGCCUAACCAUAUUUAUUUUGCUACAUUUAAAUUGUUUCGAUUUCUGUUUUUUUUUUUUAAAUAUCACUAUCAGUGGUUUUAAGAAUCCCAUUUUUUAUAGUAAUUUUCACACUUUUAACAGAGUCAUACAAUAUAAAUAUCUAGAGAAUCAUAUUUUGUGCUUAAAUCAAAUAUACUGAUCACUGGUACCUCGAUUUUACACCUAACAGUUCAAGGCACUUACUUUUCUUUUCACACAUCAAUGAAAAAAAAUGUACCAGCUUUUAUCAUUAUUAAAAGAGAAUAAUUAACUAAAAUGGCAUAAUAAUAAUGGGGAUUAAACGAAACUGAAAUCCUCCUUAACAAAUUUGUUAAAGCGCAACCAUUUUCAGAAACAUCAGGGGUAAGAACACAAAGUGAAUUGAUUUAAAAUGACAUGACCAGAUUUUGAAAUGGUUGUAAUUUUUAGGUUAGUGUAAUUAUUAACAAACCAAAUUAAAUGUAGAUCAUUUUUUUAAGUAUUUAAUUGUAUCUGUAGAAAAUUUAACAUUUGAAGUCAUUGAUAUUAUUAAUGUUGCAUUAUCAAUUUAAAGUUGCAGUACUGUUUUUUUUGUGUUUUUUUUUUUAAUGAACUGACAGUUUUAACUAAAUACAGAUGACUACAUUCCAUCUAUGAAAAUAUCACACAUCAUUAAGAAAAGAAAUUUUUUAAAUUUAUAUUUUGCAUACAAUUUAACAAAAAUAUGUAAUAUUGAAAAAGGGAUAAUAUUACAAACUAAGACAGAAAUGAAAUAGUAAUUUUUACAUUAGUGUUAGCAUGGCUUUAUUUCCAUUUGUAUUUUACCCUUAUCAUCAUGCUGCAAUAAUUUCUAUACACAAUAAGUUGUUAUUUCUUGUAUAAACAGCUUUAUUUCCCUAACUUGAAAAUUAUUGAUUUUUGGUUUUAAAUAAUUAUUUAGGUAAGAUUAGUUAAGAUCAGAACAAGAUUGAGUUGUAAAGACAUAAAUUAACCUUAUCCAACUCAUCAGAUGACCAGAAAUUUUGUUUAGAACUUUAUAUAAUUCAACAGGUAAAUUCAACGGAGCAAUUCAAUCAGUAACAUAUUUCAAUGUAUGGUUAAAAAUAUGUUAUAUGUUAAAGGAUCAACCUUUAAAGUGGUUUUUAUAUUAAGAAGUAUGUUAACAUUGAUAGAGUUCAAUGUGUUAGAAUGGCUGCUCAUUACUAUCAUACACAUUGUAUAAAUAAUGUUUAGAUUUUUUAAAUUAAUAUUUUUACUUAAUUACUAUCCUAAUGUCUCAUUUUUAUUGUAGUUAGUUUACAUGUUUUUAUAAUUGUAAAGCGCUUAGAGCUUUAAGGUAAGCGCUAUAUAAAAAUGCCUAAAUAAAUAAAUAAAUAAAUAAAUUAGAAUUGAUAAAUUUUGACAGCCACAUAAAUUGAAAAAAAAAAUUGUAUAUACUGUUUUAAUUUUUACUUCAUAUAGACUAUCUGAUUUUGAAAGUUAUGUGUGAUAAUCAUUUUUGAAUCUAGUCAGCUAAUGUUUAAAUAAAAUAAGUAUUUUUUAAAAUCUAUAUAUAAAUCUACAAGUGCUACAAUGUAUUAACCUUUAUAUGCUCUAUCCAAGUUUCUGACACAGUGCCACAUUUUAUUUUAUUUUUUUCUUUUUAAAUUAAUUUUUACCACCGUUUAUUUUAACUUGGGUGUUAAAAUCAUUCAAGUUCAGCUCAUAAGCACAGAGCUGUGGUUCUCAAGACCUUAUUUAUUAACAUGUUUCUUUUUUUUUUUAAAAAAUGGUCCUGGUAAAUAAAUACCAAAUUUUUUUUAAUGUUUCGAAAUCUUUGUGAUUAUUUUUAUUCACAACUUUCAUCUCUGGCCAUAACCAGCAAAAUAAGGAAGAUAAUCCUGAGACUGUUGCACAGCAAGGUGAACAACUUCACAUUUUGAACCAGCAACCUGAGGUCGAUAGUUCUGAGACCCUUGCCCGGCAUGACGAACAAGAUGAUAUUUUAAACAUGUAUGAAAAGAUGGCCACACUACGGCCCAUACCUCAGUGAUGGAGCAUAACCCAGACCUCAGUGAUGGAGCCUUUUUUCAUUUCACUUAUUUAUAGUUGCAAUUUUCUUCAUGACUCAUAUAUAUUAUAUGCUUGAUGUAACAUAUUCAUCCAAUGGGCAUUUUAUGAUUGACCGUCCAAUAGCUUAAAAAAUAGCAAUCUCAUUCACAAAAUUAAGAUCAGAUCCCAAUUUACAUUGUAGCUGUUUCCUGAGCAUUCCAUAUAAAAAUUCUAAAUUAUUGAAUAACUAAAUGUUAAGGAGUCUCUCCAACCAAGAAUCUUAACUAACUAAGUCCUCUGUUUUUACUUUGCAGUACUAGACCAUAAUUCUGUGUACAAAAAAAAAAAAAAAAGAAAAACUCCAGGUAUACAAUAAAUAAUAUAAAAAUUCUAAAUUAUUGAAAAACUAAAUUUUAAGGAGUCUCUCCAACCAAGAAUCUUAACUAACUAAGUCCUCUGUUUUUACUUUGCAGUACUAGACCAUAAUUCUGUGUACAAAAAAAAAAAAAAAGAAAAACUCCAGGUAUACAAUAAAUAACCUGUAGCCACCAUCUUACAUAUCUUGUUCUACAUUUGCAUAUCCAAUUUGCUAAUGUGAUGCUGCUAGGUUUCUUAAGUUUUGUGUUGCAGAGACGUUAUUCAUUGUGGGACAGGAAUAAGCUAAUUAUUUUUAAUAUGCUUCUGUACAUGUGCAUUUAUCUUGUGCAUGUAAAAUAAAUAUUUUUCUCAAAGGAUCUUUGGCUGCAGUCAAUAAGUACAUC